ACCGCGCAGGCGCAGUAACUCCCGCGCAGGCGCAGUCCGGGCUCGACGCGAGGCGACGGUUGGCGUUGGUGGCGCGAGGCAGGGAAGGCGAGAGACGCAAGCGCCAGAGAGGCCUUGUCUGAAGCAGAGGCCUGCCUCGGUUUCCCGUUCCUUCCGCUUCCUGCCUGCCUAGCUCGGUCGCCGUGGCAACCCUGUUUCCUCAGGCGCCCGUGCCGCUCUUUCCGCCGCGGAUGCAGCGCCGCGAGGACCUGGCGGGGCCCGUCGCCCGCUUAGGCCGCGGCUCGGGCCCGGCCUCUUCCGCGGCCGCCUCCGCCCCCGGCCCGGGGCGCCUUCAGUCCCCGCAGGCCGCCUCCGCCGGCUCCUCGCCACGCAGGCCUCCCAGGGGCGGCGGGGGGCUCCGCGGGGCCGGGCAGCCGCCCCCGCUGCUGCCGACCGGGCCCACCCCGCUGCUGCCCGGCACCGGGACCAGCGCCGCCGCCUCCGCCGCCAAGGACGAGGCCGAGAGCAAGUUCCUGCCGCAGCUGCUGGCCGAGAAGGACAGCCUGGACCCCUCCUUCACUCACGCCAUGCAGCUCCUGCAGGCCGAAAUUGACAAGAUCCAAAAGGGCGAAUCAAAGAAGGAUGAGGAAGAGACCUACUUGGAUCUGUUUUCCCAUAAAAACAUGAAGCUGAAGGAACGGGUUCUGAUCCCAGUCAAGCAGUACCCCAAGUUUAACUUUGUUGGAAAGAUACUUGGACCCCAAGGCAACACCAUCAAGCGGCUGCAAGAAGAAACCGGAGCAAAAAUCUCCGUUUUGGGGAAAGGAUCCAUGAGAGACAAGGCAAAGGAGGAAGAGCUGCGCAAAGGAGGUGAUCCCAAAUACGCUCACUUGAAUAUGGAGCUACAUGUCUUCAUUGAAGUUUUUGGACCGCCCUGCGAGGCUUAUGCUCUUAUGGCCCAUGCCAUGGAAGAAGUCAAGAAGUUCCUUGUUCCGGACAUGAUGGACGACAUCUGCCAGGAGCAGUUUUUGGAGCUGUCCUAUCUCAAUGGAGUGCCGGAGCCGACACGUGGCCGUGGGAUCCCUGUGAGGGGAAGGGGAGCCAUCCCGCCACCUCCCCCUGUCCCCAGGGGCCGUGGGGUGGGCCCGCCUCCCCCCCCUCCGCGUGGAGCCCUGGUCCGAGGGGCCCCGGUGAGAGGCGCCAUCGCCAGAGGAGCAUCCGUGGCCCGAGGCGUGCCCCCACUGCCAGCGGUGAGAGGCGCCCCUGCCCCAAGAGCGCGUGCCGCGGGCAUUCAGAGAAUACCUCUUCCUCCCCCUCCUGCACCAGAGACCUAUGAAGAUUAUGGCUAUGAUGAUGCUUAUGCAGAGCAAAGUUACGAAGGAUAUGAAGGUUACUAUAGCCAGGGUCAACAGGAAACCGAAUAUUAUGACUACCGACACGGUGAGGCUCAAGAAUCAUAUGAGGCAUAUGGCCAAGAUGACUGGAACGGGACCCGUCCCUCCCUGAAGGCCCCUCCAACCCGCCCCGUGAAAGGGGCCUACAGGGAGCACCCCUACGGACGCUACUGAGAGCAGCCUCCACUGAAGGGGAAGCAUCCCUUUCGAGCAAACCGUUGUUUCUGAUUCUUGUAUCUCCCCGGAUCCCCGUUGCUUUGCCCGCGACAGACAAGUAAUUGUCUCCCUGAUUUUUCUCUGGCUCCCUUUUUCUCCUGCCUCCAUCCUGCCCCAGAACCACUUGACCCUGCAUUCUGGCUUCUGUAUGUAGUACUUUUUUAAAAAAACAGUAAUAAUAAGUUAGAUUUAGGAAACGGGAUUCAGUUUUUAAGUGUGUAGACUGCUUUUUUUUUCUGUUUAGAUGCAUAAUAAACUCGACUGUACCUUUAAAAAGAAAACGUUGCGAUAAAAAUGUUAGUUUCUAAAGUGGACAUGCUUGCUUAACCGUUCUGAAAUUAAAACUUUGUUAAUCUUUUAAAGUAAUUUUUUUGGUUGGUUUGUUGGGUUUUAUAGGCCACUCAUAAAUGUCGUAGUCACAGAACCCCAAAGUAGGAUCGAUUUUUUCUUUUUUUAAAACGAAUUAAAACCAUAAUGUAAUGCUAGUGACUGCCGCAGGUUUAAAAGUACGCGCAAAAUGUCCAAAAAACGUUUGCCCUUAAAAAAGCAGAUUGCUUGAUUAAUCUUCGGUUUAAAUGUUAAUAGAAAAGAUCCUGCUUUAUUAACAAAUUAAAUGUUGUUGUUUUCCUUCAAUUAAUGAUCCCUUCCUCUCCUUACAAAAUAAAAAAGUAGGUUUGUAACAUUGUUGGUUUUGAAAACUAGCCCCAGGUGUUGAGAUGCUAAAGUGGUGGAGUAUUUUCCAGCAAAAAAGUUGUUCUUAUCUUAAUUUUGCAUGAAAUACCUUUUAAGAGAAAUUGACAUCUAGCUGCGCUGUAAUUCUUUUUUUUAUAUUGCUCUAAUUGCCCAGUGUUUUUGAUAUUAGGAAGUAUUAAAUGAUUAGCUGUGCAUUGUGUCUCUCUCUUUCUUUUUUUUCCCUUAAAGGAAGAUUCUGAACACUGUUUGCAGGACAUAAUAAUAACACAAUCCAGGCUCCAAAAUUGGCCAAACUCUCUAAUGUUGAGCCAUUUGUGUGUGUGUGUGUGUGUCAGUAGCAUUAUGUUAAAAAGGGACGUUGCAGCUGAAAAACCAAGGAGAGCUUAGAUUUUGUACAUAACGUUUGUACGCUCCCAAUUGGCGGUUGUUUGAAAGGUUUAAUGCUACUCCGUGUGUAAGCCUGCCUUAAAUAGGUAGCUUAAAAAUUGUCAAGAUGUCUGCAGCGGUUUGUCAAUAAAGUUGAGUCCUUUUUUAAUCAA
Anolis carolinensis (green anole) is the source of this 2821-nucleotide messenger RNA. It is a transcript of the gene khdrbs1, whose product is annotated as KH RNA binding domain containing, signal transduction associated 1. The transcript is spliced from 9 exons. NCBI's taxonomy places the organism in Eukaryota, Metazoa, Chordata, Lepidosauria, Squamata, Anolidae. Gene Ontology annotation, cellular component: nucleus. The coding region runs from base 231 to 1547 and encodes 438 amino acids. The record is from RefSeq and is a predicted model, not a curated record. Gene Ontology annotation, biological process: regulation of alternative mRNA splicing, via spliceosome. Gene Ontology annotation, molecular function: mRNA binding; poly(A) binding.